Abrus precatorius (Indian licorice) is the source of this 1383-nucleotide messenger RNA. Its product is annotated as zinc finger protein NUTCRACKER-like. The record is from RefSeq and is a predicted model, not a curated record. Gene Ontology annotation, molecular function: DNA-binding transcription factor activity. Gene Ontology annotation, cellular component: nucleus. NCBI's taxonomy places the organism in Eukaryota, Viridiplantae, Streptophyta, Magnoliopsida, Fabales, Fabaceae.
AUGGAUGAAGGAGAAAUCACCAAUGGUUUCCCUCCAAACCCAACUGGUGCUGCAUCCAACAAGAAUCCUCCAGUUUUGAAGAGGAAGAGAAACCUCCCAGGAAAUCCAGAUCCUGAAGCUGAGGUCAUAGCCUUAUCACCAAAGACUCUUAUGGCUACCAACAGAUUCUUGUGUGAAACAUGUGGGAAGGGUUUUCAAAGGGAUCAAAAUCUUCAACUCCAUCGACGUGGACACAACCUUCCUUGGAAGCUUAAGCAAAGGACGAGCAAGGAAGCAAGGAAAAGGGUUUAUGUGUGCCCGGAGAAGACUUGUGUACACCACGAUCCUUCAAGGGCUCUUGGAGACUUAACUGGGAUAAAGAAGCACUUUUGCAGAAAGCAUGGAGAAAAGAAGUGGAAGUGUGAGAAGUGCUCAAAGCGUUAUGCUGUGCAAUCAGAUUGGAAAGCUCAUUCAAAGACCUGUGGCACCAGAGAAUAUAAAUGUGACUGUGGAACCAUCUUUUCAAGGAGGGAUAGCUUCAUCACUCACAGGGCCUUCUGUGAUGCCUUGGCCGAAGAAACAGCUAGGGUAAAUGCAGCAUCAGACAUGAACACCUCUUUAGGGGGUAACAUUGGUUACAACAUAAUGGGAACACCAUCCCUAGGCCCUAAUAUGGCAACCCAUUUUUCAUCAAUUUUCAAGCCAGUUUCAAGCAUUGACGAAACAACUAAUCCAACAUCUAAAGGACUUUCCCUUUGGAUGGGUCAAACAUCUUCUCAGGCUCAAGAAACAAUGGCUAAUGGCAAUUUGCGUGAGAUUCAUCAACUUGAAAUAUCAACGACAAACUCAGAAACAAUAUAUUGUGGAACCCCACUUGUCCAAAGCUCAAAUCUCCCACCCUCUAAUUAUCACCUAAAUUGGGUGUUUGGAACAAAGCUUUCCUCCAAUAACAGCCAAGAGCUAACCAGUAAUACUACCUCACUUCCACUAGGCAAUAAUACAAGUGUUCCUUCCUUGUAUAGCUCCCAACACCAACCUCAUCAAACAUCUUCAUUGGCAAACAUGUCAGCCACAGCUUUGCUGCAAAAAGCUGCUCAAAUUGGAGCAACCUCAAGUGACCCAUUAUGGCUUGGAAGCCUAGGUUUGAAAUGCAGUUACAAUCAAGGACAAGAUGGGGAUAACAAGUUCAGUAUGUACGGUUCAAGUUUAGUGCUCACAAGUGUUGGGAACAAGGCAGAGAACUCUGCAUGUGACUUGUCACAAAUGCUCCAUGCCAAACGCAGACACGUGCAGAAUGAGGAAAAUGGAGGAGGGCAAACUAGGGAUUUUCUUGGUGUUGGUGUGCAAACCAUUUGCCACCCUUUAUCAAUCAAGGGGAGGAAAAGGUGGGAAUUGAGUGCUUGA